AGCAAAAUGUCACGGUAGAAAUAAAUAGCCAGUUUCAAUAAGGGGCCAAACAUCUCAAGAAAAAUAUUAGAAUCUUUUUUAUGUUCAUCACAGUUAAGAUUUGCUAUAUUUACAUAUCCAAGAGCCUGACACUGUAUGUAUGGCCUCAAUGUAGAAUGCAAGACUGUUCUCGUCUCCGGCAUUAUCCUCUUGAAUCCCAUGUGUUAGAUACUGGAAAUAUUUCUUGGAUGCACUUUUAUCACUUCCAUUCUGCCAGACACAUCACCGAAAUGUAUACACACUUAACAGUUUAUUAUUUGGGAAUUCUAGAUCCAAGAUAUUGGCAAAAAUAUGUGUAUCUUUUAAUUGUUUAUCAUUCAGGAAGAGAGAGAUAUACAGAUAUACAUAUAGGAUGUUCCAAAAAUGUAUACACACUUAGCAUCUUCUAAUUCAGGAAUUAUUUAUAGCUACAGUCUAUAUCGUGGCAGAUCUAUAGGAUGUCUCAAAACUAUACAUCCCUGACAUAAUUGUAUUUUUUCCUCCCAAGAUUUAAUGUGUGUGCAUCUACACUAUAGGAUUUAAUGUUCUUUCACAUCACUUUAACUGCCAUAGUUCAGUGCUAUGGAAACCUGGCACUUGUGGUUUGGCGAUGCAAGAGAAAGCUGCAGAUUUAAAACUACAAUUCCCAUGAUCCCACAGCAUUGAGCCCUGGCAGUUAAGAGUGCUGUCAAGCUGCAUUCAUUCUAGUAGAUCCACCCUCUGUCUCCAGGAGGCGCAAAGCUGCCUAGCAACCAAUCAAAAGCAUCCUUUGAAAUGUUUUCCCCGGGCAAGGGAAAGCAAAUCUUGCAUUUCCUACUCUGAGAGGAAGUAAGGACAGUAGCUGGGAUUUCCAUGCAAUUCAGUUUCUUGCUGUUGCUUUGUUUUAUUUUAUCCAUUUGCAACAAUAUUAUCUUCUAUCUUAUACAACCUUAAAUAAAAUAUUCUAUAUACAGCAAACUUCAGACUGGAUUCAGCAUCAACUAUGCAACUUGCUUACUGAAGACAUGAUGGAUUUAAUCAAAUCUUAGAUUUCUUGCUUAGAAGAGUUAGACUCUGUCCUUUUUUAACAGAGUCCAAGGGUUACUCAUUGGGCAAACUUCCCUUCUUGGCUGAAAAAGGAUAGAUUAUUGUUAUAUAACUUUCAACAGGAAUAGUUGAGACCGGGAUAUGAACCGGGAUAACUGGUUUUGGCCGAAUGCACAAUGUCUUCUGGAAGCCAUCAGCAGCUUUGCGACCUAAAUAAGCCAAACUUCAACAAAAAGCAAGCCACCAAAUUGGUUGAAAGGAUAUUUGGGUUACAAGUCUCUGCCCUCCAACCGCUUCCAAGCUACGAUGAUCAAAAUUUCCAUGUGAGCAUUGCUCAGACUGAAGGGAGAGGAGAAGGAACCGAGGAAUACGUCCUCAAAAUUAUUAAUGCUGAGGACAGCCAGAAAUCGGAGCUUAUUGAGGUCCAGACGCGGAUUAUGAUGUUUCUCAACCAAGAAGGGUUCCCUGUGGCUACACCUCGAUUGACUAAAGAGGGUGAAAUCAUGUUUCUGGAAAGAGUAGAGACAACGGUUGGCACCAAAGAAUAUAUGGUGAGGCUCUUGAGUUUCCUGCCGGGCAAAACAGUGGCAACGCUCCCAAUAGGCCCUCCAAUUCUGUAUGAGAUUGGCCAACUGGCUGCCAGACUGGACAAAACCCUUGCGGAGAAAUUCCAGCAUCCGUCGAUAAAGAGUCUACACAGAGGCGAAUUCAUCUGGAAUCUGGCCAACGUCCCUCUUCUGAAGCGGUACAUCCCCGCCUUGGGCCAAAGCAGCUACCUGGAAGUGGUGAAGCAGGUGAUCGAGGAAUUUGAAGCCAAAAUAGUGCCAAAACUAAGCUCAUUUAGGCCUUGCAUCAAUCACGGAGAUCUCAACGACCACAAUAUUUUAAUAGAGGUCGAUUCCUCUUCCCCUGGAAAGCCAAGCAGCAGAGUGUCGGGGAUUUUGGACUUCAGCGACAUGAGUUACGGCUAUUUCGUCUUUGAAGCGGCCAUCGCCAUCAUGUACAUGAUGAUCGAAAGCGAGGAUCCCAUCCGCGUGGGAGGCCACGUCUUGGCUGGGUUCGAGAGCGUGGUUCCUUUGACCCAGGAGGAACGGGACGCCCUUUUCCUGCUGGUCAGCGGGAGAUUUGUCCAGUCCCUUGUGAUGGCAGCACACACCAGUCUCCAACACCCCGAGAAUAAGGACUAUUUGAUGAUCACGGCCAAGACUGGGUGGAAGCACCUGAUGACCCUCUUUGAGAUGGGCCAAGAGGCUGUCGAGAAGGUCUGGCUUGAGACCGCAAAGGCUUAUUACACCUGAAAUGACUUUCACCAGGUGGCAAACCUGAUUCACAAUAAAUUUUCUGAACAUUC
This is a messenger RNA of Anolis carolinensis (green anole), 2395 nucleotides long. RefSeq names its product hydroxylysine kinase (gene hykk). The transcript has 6 exons. The coding region runs from base 1221 to 2342 and encodes 373 amino acids. Lineage: Eukaryota; Metazoa; Chordata; Lepidosauria; Squamata; Anolidae. The record is from RefSeq and is a predicted model, not a curated record. Gene Ontology annotation, molecular function: amino acid kinase activity.